Plutella xylostella (diamondback moth) is the source of this 1126-nucleotide messenger RNA. Its product is annotated as glycine N-methyltransferase. Gene Ontology annotation, cellular component: cytosol. The record is from RefSeq and is a predicted model, not a curated record. Gene Ontology annotation, biological process: one-carbon metabolic process; regulation of gluconeogenesis; S-adenosylmethionine metabolic process. Gene Ontology annotation, molecular function: glycine binding; S-adenosyl-L-methionine binding; identical protein binding. Lineage: Eukaryota; Metazoa; Arthropoda; Insecta; Lepidoptera; Plutellidae.
AUAUUAUUACUCAUGCCCUCUCAAAAACUGUAUCAUCAUAGUGACCCUCCAUAUACCUACCGUAUCAGCGAGUCUCCACAUAAGAGCUAAUCUGUGCACCCAGCCUCAGUCAUUGGCUAGCUACGAGCCAAGCAGGCAGUCCUCAGUAUAGUGUAGCCAGCAUGUCAGCCGACAAAGUCUUCCACUCCCGUUCCGAGGGUAUCCCGUCAGAGGGUGUCCGCGACCAGUACGCGGAUGGCAAAGCGGCCAGGAUCUGGAAGAAAUUCAUCGGAGACAGCAACCAGAGGACCCAGAACUACAAGGACUUCCUCACGGGACUGCUGAGGCAGCAUGGAUGCGAGAGGGUGCUGGAUGCCGCCUGUGGAACUGGGAUAGACUCGAUGAUGUUGGUGGACGAAGGGUUCAAAGUAGUUUCUGUGGACGCGUCGGACAAAAUGUUGAAGCACGCACUCAAAGCAAGAUGGGAGAAAAGGAAAAACCCUAAAUACGACGAAUGGGUGAUCGAGGAAGCCAACUGGGAAACCUUACACAGGGACAUCCAGUCUUUCCUACCCAACGUUCAGCUGGACGCAGUCAUAUGCCUCGGCAACUCCUUUGCUCACUUGCUGAGCGAGUCCGGAGACCAGAGCGAGCAGAAGACGGCUCUGAGCAACUUCGCCAAGUGCCUGAAGCCCGGCGGUCUGCUGUUCAUCGACCACAGGAACUACGACGCCAUGAUCGACAGUGGCGCCACGCCCGGCAACUCUAUUUACUAUAAUUGCAAGUACCCUGUGGACAUCAAGACGUCGGUUCUGGUGGUCCGCGGCAAGCCCGAGCUGGUCACACUGGACUACUGUAUAGACGCCACGGAGGACGGAGACAUCAACGACAGGAGUGAGUUCCGGCUCUGCUACUACCCGCACAAGCUCGGCAAAUUCACAGAGAUGCUGGACGAGGCUUUCGGCAAAAACGCCAAGCACGAAAUAUACGGAGACUUCCUGCCACUCGGCAAAGUCAAAACCCCCGCCUUCUACAUACACGUGCUGCAGAAACCAAAGAAUUAGUUUGUAGGUUUAUUUGUUAAUUUUAUGAUUACGGAAAUUUCAUGUGUUGAAUAAAUUAUAUUUUAUGUUGAUUAUUUUUAUUA